UGGCGACGGCUCUGCAGGUGCCAGUUAGAGGGGCUCGGCUGGCUGCGGCGGGCGCGGCGGCUGCCCGUUCGCACGUUCCCACCUCCCGGCGCCCGGAGCCGGCAGGACUCACACCUGGACCACGCCUCCAAUCCCCGCGGGGCGCCACGCCCGCGGUGCUGGAAGUAAGAGGCGAGCGCCAGGGCCGAGGGGACGCUGUUGCUCGGGCUGCGCGCCGCGGGCCGCCAGUUCGCGCGGCCAUGGACACGCCGCGGGCCAUCGGCACCUUCGGGGUGUGGGACUACGUGGUGUUCGCCGCGAUGCUGCUCAUCUCGGCCGUCAUCGGCAUCUACUACGCCUUCGCGGGGGGCGGCCAGCAGACCUCCAAGGACUUCCUGAUGGGCGGCCGCAGAAUGACCGCCGUGCCCGUGGCGCUGUCCCUCACUGCCAGCUUCAUGUCUGCAGUCACCGUCCUGGGCACCCCCUCCGAAGUCUACCGUUUUGGGGCCAUAUUCAGCAUCUUUGCCAUCACGUACUUCCUCGUGGUGGUCAUCAGCGCGGAGGUCUUCCUCCCGGUGUUCUACAAACUGGGAAUCACCAGCACCUACGAGUAUUUAGAACUUCGAUUUAACAAAUAUGUUCGUCUCUGUGGAACAGUCCUCUUCAUUGUUCAAACAAUUCUGUAUACUGGAAUUGUUAUUUAUGCCCCUGCCCUGGCUUUGAAUCAAGUCACAGGGUUUGAUCUGUGGGGCGCAGUAGUGGCAACAGGGGUGGUCUGCACAUUCUACUGCACGCUGGGUGGUCUUAAAGCAGUUAUCUGGACGGACGUUUUUCAAGUUGGGAUCAUGGUGGCUGGAUUUGCAUCUGUUAUUAUACAGGCUGCAGUGAUUCAGGGUGGAAUCAGCACUAUUCUACAAGAUGCCUCUAACGGUGGGAGAUUAAACUUCUGGAAUUUUAAUCCUAACCCUUUGCAAAGACAUACAUUCUGGACAAUUAUUAUAGGCGGGACCUUCACAUGGACCAGCAUCUAUGGUGUCAACCAGUCCCAAGUGCAGAGAUAUAUUUCGUGUAAAAGCAGAUUCCAGGCAAAAAUGUCUCUCUAUGUCAAUCUUGUGGGACUCUGGGCAAUCCUCACCUGCUCCGUAUUUUGUGGACUCGCCCUAUAUUCCAGGUACCAUGACUGUGAUCCUUGGACAGCCAAGAAGGUGUCUGCGCCUGACCAGCUAAUGCCUUAUUUGGUACUGGACAUUCUGCAAGAUUAUCCAGGACUUCCUGGACUUUUUGUGGCCUGUGCUUACAGUGGAACAUUAAGCACAGUAUCCUCCAGUAUUAAUGCCUUAGCAGCAGUAGCUGUGGAAGAUCUAAUCAAACCUCAUUUCAGAUCACUCUCAGAAAGGUCUCUCUCUUGGACUUCCCAAGGAAUGAGUGUCCUAUUUGGAGCCCUGUGUAUUGGAAUGGCUGCACUAGCAUCACUAAUGGGAGCUUUGUUACAGGCUGCACUCAGCAUAUUUGGCAUGGUCGGUGGACCCCUUCUGGGCUUGUUUGCUUUGGGCAUUUUGGUUCCCUUUGCCAACUCAACUGGAGCAAUUGCUGGUCUGCUGGUUGGAUUUGCCAUUUCUUUGUGGGUUGGAAUUGGAGCUCAACUUUAUCCUCCACUUCCUGAGAGAACUAUGCCACUAGGCCUUGAAACCCACGGCUGUAAUAGCACAUACAAUGGGACAAAUUGGAUGACAACCACAGAAAUGCCAUUUUCUACUAGUGCUUUUCAAGUAUAUAAUGUUGAAAGGACUCCCCUGAUGGAUAACUGGUAUUCUCUGUCAUAUCUGUACUUCAGCACUCUUGGAACUUUGGUGACAAUAUUCAUGGGAAUGCUUAUCAGUUUACCAACAGGAGGAAGACAGCAAAACUUAGACCACAGAUUCCUACUAACCAAAGAGGACUUUCUAUCCAAUUUUGAUAUUUUUAAGAAAAAGAGACAUGUUUUAAGCUAUAAACCUCAUCCAAUAGAAGAUGGUGGCACCGAUAAUCCUGCCUUCAACCACAUUGAAUUGAACUUCACAAAUCAAAGUGGAAAGAUGAAUGGGACUCGUUUGUGAAGCAGCUGUGAUACAGACGAUCUUAAACAGUGUCCCAGGUUUAUAUAUUUUCUAAGAUAAUUGGAUCAAGUUUAUAUAUAUAUAUGUACUUUUUUUCUAUCAUGCAGGUUUUAGGGUGAAAUUUUGGUGGGUAAAUUUUUGUUAAAGCAAAAUCCUGACUUUCUUUGCUUAGUACACCACUAACUAUGCUACUCUGGAGUUGAGAGUUUCAGCAUCAGCCUUUCCCCCCUGUCUCUUUUGUUUCAGUGAAUCUAGAGUUGUGAAAGUUCUGAAAGUUAUAACUAUGCAUUUGCUGGAAGGCUAAUACAUACAUAUACAUGCAUAGUUGAUGGUCAAAGCAUACUCUUAAAUUUGGGCAUUGUUAGAAGUAUUUUCCAAGCAUUUGGUACUAGCGUAUAAGUUUUGGUGUUUGCUGGAAUCAUGAGUAAUAUUGAAAAGAGCUUUUCUCCCUCCUACUACACACUUGAUUCCUAGGGAGCAGGGAGGUGGCAAGUCUAUGUUGUCUAGCUCUUUGCUGCUCAUCUAUCCCUGUGAGCCCAGGGCACCUCGUCCCAGCCUAUAGAUGAAAACUUCCAUGAGUCUGAUACUAAUGUACUUUUACUGUAGGUAUUUAUGGGUUUCAUGAUAAAAAAUGGUUAAGCUCCAUGGAGUUAGAUGAUUACAUUAAUGCUAUUAAGUCGAACUUUUGAACGUCAACUAAUUUGCAAUCAAUUAAAUUUAAAGGUACAUAUGCGUAGAAAUCUUAAAUACUAGUAUAUUCACCCAGCUAAAUAACUAAAUUACAAGGCAGACACUACUAUUUGUCUUUACUGUCCUGGAAUUUCUAAACGUAUGCUUUGUUCCGUGUUUUAAAAUUUCAAGUAGCAGUCUCAAAAGUUUAUUUCAUUUAUUUUGCUACGUUUCUACCUAAGAGUUUAGUUAUUGACUUUCAGGAAUAACUUAAUGUUUAUCUACAGUUCCCACAUUAGAUACUACUUAGAAGUUCUUUAGCUUUAGAAUGUCAUAAAAUAAUAAUGUGAAAAAUAUUUAGAUACAUUAAAAAUACCACAAUUAAGUAAUAUUUUGCUUAUUUUCUGAUAUUUUGCUUAUUUUCUGAUAUUUAGGCAAUCAUGCUCUGUACUUUUUGAGGUUGCCAAUUGAAAACAUUAAGAAAUAAAAAAUAGGAAGUAGCAUUUUUAUCUAAUGCAAAGUGAUUUGUAUAACAUUUAAAUUAUUCAUAUAUUUUAUAUGUGUAUAGAUACUUUUUUAAUCAAUGUAUUUGUAAGCAUAAAUCAAACUUUGCAAAUCUUUCUACAAUUUUCUAAUUAGUAAGAAGAUAUAAUCUUUGUUUUAUGCAAGUAUGAUUUGAACUAUUGUUAUUUAUUUAAUAAUUCUAAAUGCACAUGUCUGUAGAAUUUGCACAUGUCAAUUUUGGAAAUCAAAAUCAAAUUAUUUAAAUGAUUUUUUCUCUUAUCUGACUGUUCAUGAUUAUGCAAUGUAUUCUUAAUGACAGAUAUGAUACAGUCUUGCUUUUAACAAAGUAUAGUUUGGUGACAUUAAGAGCUGUCUAUAUUUUGCUUUUAUAAACACAGAGUGCUUGAUGGAAUUCUUAGGAAAUCAAAAUAAUUUUAUUAAUAAUUAUGAAAAAUCAUUAAUCUUUUCUAAAUGUUUGGGUAAAACCAAAUAGAGGUAAAAUGUUAAUAUUUAAUGACAUAAACUUAAUAAUCUAAUCCUUGUCAUUAGGGAGAGGUCUACAUGUUUUCUAUUUUUAUUUUGCCACCGACAAGUUUUAUAACCUUGAACUUAUCCUUAUCUCCUCUGGUGAUGAAACUUAACAUUAAACACUUACCUACCUCAGAGUAUAGAAGAUCAGAUAGCACUUUAUUAACUCAAGCAAUGUUACUUAAAAUUUCAAUUUGAUUGGGAAUCAGAAUUUAGACAAAGGUCGUUUAUUAGUUUUUUUAAAAGAUGAGCUGUUUAAAAUCAUUUGCAGUGUACAAUGUGGAGAUAAUACUCUAAAAAAAUACAUGCUCUUGAAAUAUUAGAAUAUAUUUAGGAUCAUUCUAAUAGGAUGUAAACUGUAAAGAAAGCUAUAGACCAACAAUAUUCACUCCACAGAGAAAUGAUAAUUUUGUAUGUAGGAUGUAAAAUAGUAUAAAUACAUACUCAUUGUUUUAGUUGGUUAUGCAAUGGUUUUCUCUCUACACCAGUGGUUCUCAAUGGGUGGUUUUGUACUUUAGGGGACAUUUGGAAAUAUCUGGAUAAAUUUCUGUGUCACAGCUGGUGAGGAGGUGCUGCUGGCAUCUAGUGGAUUGGAUUCAAGGACUGCCAAACACCCUAUGAUGCACAAGGCAGCCCCCUCCUCCACAACAGCAAGAUUAUCUUGCCCCAGGUAUCAAUAGUGCAGAGGUUGAGGAAUCCUGCCUUAGAGGCUAAGGUUGCAACCUUGAUUUUCCUGUCACAAACCCUGAUUGUGUUCUUUGAGGGAAAUUGCCUUGACUCUUCUUUCUGAUAGUUCUCAUUUACAGGUGGGGAUUAAACUAUCACUAGCAUAUGAAAUGUUGUGAUCUGGAAUAAUGACCAUAUAUUUCCAUAGCCUUUUGAAAAUAUUGAGAACUAUAGAAUUGUGCAUAAUCAUGAAAACAAGUUUUAACAAAGCUUUGUUUCACGACAUGAUUUCGAACAUUAACACACAUUUGAUGAAGGAAAUAUUAAAUAUAUGAAUAUGAAGAUUUCAUAAUUUUGGUAUUUUUUAAUGAAAACCCCAGAAAGUAUAAUUUAUUGUUAACAAAUGAGCAUCUGUUCAUGUUAUAGAUACAAGGGACAGGGAUGGAGUCGAGAUCAAGGAAGUGAUUUUCUGCAUUCUUUUUUUAUUGAAUUAUAACUGACAUAUAAUAUUGUAUUAGCUUGAGGUGCAACACAUGGUGAUUUGGUAUUUUUAUACAUUACAAAAUGAUCACCAUCAUAGGUUGUGUUGAUUUUUAUAAGAAAUUCCUGAGUUUCUCCAAUAAUGUGUUGACACAGAGUCAACUGACUGCAUGACCAAUUAGCUACUGGAAAUUCCCUGUACCAUUUAGUCAUUGUAAAAUUUACUUCUGCAUUUGAGUUGUGUGCCAAUUGUUUGUGAAAAAACUUGAGGGAGUUGAACAUUAUCAUGUAAAAUGUGGUUGCAUUUAUGAUUUUUCAUUCUUGCUGAAUAAACUCUCCACAAAUGUC
Molecule: messenger RNA, 5270 nt
Organism: Manis javanica (Malayan pangolin)
Lineage: Eukaryota; Metazoa; Chordata; Mammalia; Pholidota; Manidae
Gene: SLC5A8
Product: solute carrier family 5 member 8
Biological process (GO): sodium ion transport; propanoate transmembrane transport
Cellular component (GO): extracellular exosome; membrane
Molecular function (GO): organic acid:sodium symporter activity
Source: RefSeq, a predicted model, not a curated record